CAAUACACGAAGGCAUACAGACCCGACUCAGUGGAUGCUACAAAUAGGUAGAGACGGCUGACUUACUCAGUCGACCCCUGAUGGGAAAUGCCAAACUAAAGAAGUAGAAGAUGAAUUUGUCGAUAGAAAAGAAUGCUUUUGAGUCAAAUAAAUGGUACCAUGGUUAAUGAUAGUAUUUCAACAAAAAUAUGUUACUAUAUAUGAUUUUCGCAUCGCCACACAACUUAUUUUGCAGCAACAGUACAAACUUCUAAAGAACACAUUCAUGGUGCAAGGGCCCAAAAACAAUGCCUGCAACAGCUAAGCCGCAGGUCUAUUUUAAGUUCCCUUUCGAUGGCUGAGCUGCUUAUGAUAUCUCUUGGGUCAUGUAACCGCAAUCUUAUUUCUCAAUCAGACGCAAAAUGAGUGGGAAAAUAGGAACAUCGAUCCACUUUCUGGAAAGCGCUUCAAUUUUUUGCCCAGCUCUUUCUUUAAGCUUAACAAUAUCACGUUGUCUCUGUAUUAAUUUUAUUCUGUGGAUCAAUUACUGAAGAUUUAACUUCAUCAAAGUCACACAUUACUUUAUGCUUACAUAAAAAAAACAUUCUUCAAAUCCUAAUGUAUAAUAUUAGAAGGGAUAAUUCAUUCAUUAAUUUUUUGUGAACUUUCAUCCACCUUCUUAUUCAUGAGAUUUUGAAACCAAAAUAUCUAUACUGCAAUAGUGAAUCCAAAGUAAACAAGAUUGUCAAUCAGAAACAUCUCCAAGUUCAACCACACAUGCAGUAUCGGUCUUUGCUCACCAGUGAUUUUUGGCUGAAGUUGUCAGGGUGAAGAAGUCGCUGCAGCUGCAGGUACGUUUUUUGCAAUUUCUGAGUGUUCAGUGUGAAGUUUCGUUCACUGGAAAAAGGCAUACAAAUAGAAGGUAAGCCAGUGUGUGUCUUCAAGGUGACACUUUAACAUUACAGAGAUUAUCAGACAGCAAUAAAUGAAGAGAAAAGGAAAUAACACAAUAAGGCCCUCUGACAGAACAACCUAGUUACAUGUUUGCAUGGCAGAUAAAACAAUAAGCAAAGUGAGGAUUUGCAAUGUUGGAACCAUGAUCCAGUAUUGAUGCUGCACUGCAUGUUGCAAAUGACCUGCUUAUAGAAUCACAAAUACAGAAACUACCAAGAACUUGUAUGCAUCACAAACAAGCAAAUAAUAACAAUAUUCAAUGGCCAUUUAAUCUUGUUGAACUCAGAUUGUGAGAGAAUUUCCCCCAUGAUGCGCUCAGACCACCUUCAGUCUAAUGAGAAUUCCAACAGCAGGAGUAAAAAUGUUGAACUCCCAAACACGAGGGGCGAUUAACUUCAUUAAUAGAAGGGUAUAUUAAUACUGUUCCUGAACCAUAAACUACUUUGAAGACACAUGCAACAGCUACAUUCAUUUAUGUACAUGUUACAUGCAUUAUUAUGACUAUUGAGUAACUUUGACAAUUUGGAUUGUAAAGGUGUCACAGAAAAACAAGAUGAUAAAAUGAUAAAACAUAACUGUGUCUGCUCUGCAGGUGUGGAACUGUAGCAUAUUUGCCUUUCAUUCUAUGUUGAUUUCUGACAGGUACUGGCCACUGCAGGAAAAUAAUACGGAUGGCGUGAGGUUUAAAUCCAAAACAAGCAGUUACCUUUGAAUCAUCACAUGGAAAAGCUGAAAGUUCACAUACACAUUUCGAGUUUGAAAGGUGGAUAAACCCUUACCAAUCCAUGAUCUUGAAGUAAUUCAAGUGUUCAUCGGGGGGUUGGACAACUUUACAGGAAAGACAGAAGAACGCAGGAGUUCUGUCCCGAGGAUGAUGACAAUUCCAGCAGUUCAUGUCAACGCGCCCCGUGCAAAGAUCCCUCACAGAAACGAGACGACGACUAAAAGCUACACCGCGUUUCUCCUUAUUAUGACAAGUGUCCUUCAGUGGUCCAUUUGAAAAACUACUGACAGGACAGGUAACAGUCUGAAACCCGGAUUGACACGUCCGUCGCCAGGCAGAUCUGGAUGAGUAGACGAGUCGUAAAACGUUCAUCAUCUCAAGAGGAAGAAUCAAAAGUUUCAAAUUGUUUCUUGCAUAAAACCGGCUGCUCCCAGCAACAUGCACAUCCUCCAGCUCCGAACAGGAAGUGCGCGCUCACUAUCCUCUGCCGUUAACGCCCCCUUUGGUUCGGAGGGGAAACUGACGCGACGCUGGUGGGGAAAACAACAGCUAGCAGGCGAACUGUUAGCAUUUUACUAUUUUAAAAAGGCACUGGAUUCAUAUAACAAACUACCGAAUGUAGAAAACGGCUCGAACCAGUUUCCCCCAGGUCCCCUUUUCCUUAACAGUUCGUGAAACUCAUGGCACCGAGAUUGGAGCUGCUCCUAGAAGACUCAUGGACACACAAAGAGUGGCUUGUUCUCCACCAGCAGCAUCCGACACUGGAGUUCAGAUAACAUCCUCGAACCGCAGAUAAACAAUGAUCCCCAUCACCGAACUGCGGUACUUUGUGGACACACAGCCAGCUUACCGAAUCCUGAAACCAUGGUGGGACGUGUUCACAGACUACAUCUCCAUCGUCAUGCUGAUGAUCUCCGUGUUUGGGGGGACGCUGCAGGUCACCCAGGACAAGAUGAUCUGCUUGCCCUGCAAGUGGGUGGUCAAUCAGACCUGCAAGAAGAACUUCAACUCCACCUUAUCCGCAUCCCUGUUCUGGGAGCCGCGGGGAAUCCAGUAUUAUCUGGAUCGCCACCAGUACAACUAUGUGGAUGCAGUCUGUUAUGAAACAAGAUUGCACUGGUUUGCCAAGUACUUCCCCUACCUAGUUCUACUCCACACACUUAUAUUCCUGGCCUGCAGCAACUUUUGGUUCAAAUUCCCUCGGACUAGUUCGAAACUGGAACAUUUUGUCUCCAUCUUGUUGAAAUGCUUCGACUCCCCGUGGACGACCCGAGCGCUGUCAGAAACGGUGGUCGAAGAGAGCGAUCCAAAGCCGAUGAAAAUGAACGGCUCGAUGGACCACAAAGAGUCUGUUAUCAGCGAGGACGUGGAGGCGAGUGUUCCCAUGCUCCACAGGACAAAGAGCCGCUUGGAGCAGGGCAUCGUGGAUCGAACAGAAACAGGAGUUUUGGAUAAAAAGGAGGGGGAACAGGCGAAAGCUCUGUUUGAAAAAGUGAAAAAGUUCCGCAUCCAUGUGGAAGAAGGAGACAUUGUGUACAAAUUGUAUAUACGGCAGACUAUUAUCAAAGUCAUAAAGUUCAUUUUGAUCAUCUGCUACACCGGCUAUUAUGUCAAUGACAUAAAAUUCAGUGUCGACUGCUCGGUCAACAUCGAGAGCCUGACGGGCUACAGUGUUUACCGUUGUGCUCAUCCACUUGCGACCCUUUUUAAAAUCUUGGCAUGUUUCUACAUUAGCUUAGUGGUUGUGUACGGUUUGAUCUGCAUGUACACCCUCUGCUGGAUGCUCCGGCGCUCGCUCAAGAAGUAUUCCUUCGAGUCCAUACGGGAGGAGAGCAGCUACAGUGACAUACCGGACGUUAAGAACGACUUUGCCUUCAUGUUGCACAUGAUCGAUCAGUAUGACCCCCUCUACUCCAAGCGCUUCGCUGUGUUCCUGUCGGAGGUCAGCGAAAAUAAGUUGAGACAACUUAACCUCAAUAAUGAGUGGACGCUUGACAAGCUCCGACAGAGGAUCACCAAGAACUCUCAGGACAAACUGGAGCUGCACCUUUACACGCUCAGCGGAAUUCCAGACACCGUGUUCGACUUGACGGAGUUAGAGGUGCUAAAGCUAGAGCUCAUUCCAGAUGUGACGAUCCCCCCGACUAUCGCACAGCUGUCAAACCUGAGAGAGAUGUGGCUGUACCACACGCCUGCCAAAAUAGAAGCUCCGGCAUUAGCGUUUCUGCGGGAGAAUUUGAAGUCUCUGCACAUCAGGUUCACCGACAUCAAAGAGAUUCCUCUGUGGAUUUAUAGUCUAAAAAACCUCAGUCAGCUCCAUUUGACUGGGAAUCUCAGCGCUGAUAACAACCGUUACAUUGUAAUCGAUGGGCUGCGAGAGCUUAAGCGGCUCAAAGUCCUUCGUCUAAAGAGCAAUCUGACCAAGCUGCCUCAGGUUGUGACUGACGUGGGCCUGCACCUUCAAAAGCUCUCCAUUAACAAUGAAGGCACAAAGCUCAUAGUGCUCAACAGCCUGAAGAAGAUGGUGAACCUCACUGAACUCGAGCUCAUUUGCUGCGAUCUGGAGCGCAUCCCUCACUCUAUUUUCAGCUUGCACAAUUUGCAGGAGAUCGAUCUCAAGGACAACAACCUGCAGACCAUUGAGGAGAUCAUAUGUUUCCAGCACCUUCACAGGCUAGUCUGCCUCAAACUCUGGUACAACCAAAUAGCCUACAUCCCCAUCCAGAUCGGCACGCUGGUCAACCUGGAGAAACUCUACCUGAACAGGAACAAGAUUGAGAAGAUUCCCAGCCAGUUGUUUCUUUGCAAAAAGCUUCGCUUCCUGGAUCUGAGUCACAACAACCUGACCGACAUCCCAGCCGACAUCGGCUUUCUCGAGAAUCUCCAGUACCUGGCGGUGACGGCCAACAGAAUUGAAAGUCUGCCAAAUGAGUUGUUCCAGUGCAAGAAGCUCCGCACUUUGAACUUGGGGAACAAUUGCCUGCAGACCCUUCCGUCUCGCUUCGGUGAACUGACUGCUCUGAAGCAGCUGGAGCUGAGAGGGAACCAUCUGGAGUGUCUACCGGUGGAGCUGGGCGAGUGCAGGCAGCUCAAGAGAACCGGUCUGAUCGUGGAGGAGGACCUCUUCAACACGCUGCCCUCCGAGGUGAAGGAACAGUUGUGGAAGGUGGACAAAGAGCCGGUGUGAACAAAACAGAGUUCGGACGCGAGCGAACCUUCGUCCGUCGGUCAGGAAGUGGCACCAACGCAGUCACGCAGUCACUUGUGAGGUUGGGUGUAAAGAGACCGGCGUAAGCCAAAUCUUUCCAGCUGCUUUUGGUUCGUCUUGUCCUGAACAGUUGAGUUGAUUUUCUUAAAGCAGAUAACUUUCAAACACAGAAGUGAUUCUUUCGAACAAUCACCACACAGUGCCAUCGCCAUAAGUAGGUUGUGUUCACGUUCCCUUCUGCUGCUCUGCGGUGAUGUUCAUGAGUAAACAGAACUCUGACUUGGAGGAAAUCGAUGUUUGAAAACCAAUUUGACCUGAAUUGUUGUAGGGAAGAGGGAAUCCAAUCGGGUCGGAUUGUUCACAUCGCCCUCUGUUCAUUUGUAAUUUACUGGGCUUCUGGACUUGGUUUGAAAUAGAUUCAGUUCAAUAACUGAUGGAAAUUUUACUGAAAGGGUUCAGCGCGGAUUCUUGUGAAUGAAUCCGUUACAAUGAUUGUAACAGAAACCGUUGCUUUUAUCUUAUGUGGUCAUGGAUAAGGAGAUUUAUACGCAGAAAAACAAGUUCAUCCUGUGUGAGAAGGCUUUGCACUUGUAGAUACAAAACUGCCUUUGGUCCAGGUUCCCUACGUAUUUAUGCUGACUUGCUAUUUUGGUGAAAUUUAACUGUUUAGUUCUGAUCAGUCUCUUAAAAUUCAGAUGAUGCACAGAGAGACUUUUUGUCAAGUUUGAGAACCACAGUGAUGCUGAUGAGUCGGCACUUUGUCUGCAGCAUCUAAUUUCUCCGGCACCAUCGAGCACUGCACGUUUAAACAUUGUAGAUAAUGAAGUCAUCAGUCAGCAUAAUCUAUAUUUAAUCAUUGUGAAUUCAUGUUUGUUUUACGUCGUAGUCCAACCUCCGCUGAUGACAGUCAAGUUUCCUCUGUAUUUGAAGCCUGCAAAUGAAGGCAUGAUCACAUGUAAAUCGUAAGACUGUGCUUUAUUCAAAUCCUUUUUGGUGGUCACGGUGAAUUUAGAAAAACAUACGCUGCAUUGUUUGGUCAUUAAUGGAAAGAAGGAUCCAAACUUACUACCCUCUCCAUCCCCUGCCAAGGCUCCAUUUGAACAUGUUGUGCCAUAACAACCACCGUUUGCUUGAACUGUUUACAGUUAGUCAUACACAGCGCCUUGUCGCGGAGAAAUGUGACAUCACAGUUAGGGGUUGUUCAGUAACCCUCUGUAUGUGUCGCAUGAUGGCUGUGUCUCUGUUAUCACGCCUCUGUUCUCCACACAGAACUAUAACAACUGAUGCGUCCUUAUAUUAGCUGACUUGGCAACACCGGAGCAUGAGUUUAAAAGUAUUUUCUCUGACUGUCAAACUUACGGCUUGUGGACCACAUCCAGACCAAGAAAUGCUUGAACAUGAGGCCCCGGAAUACACUGCAGUAGUUGACAAUCCUUUUUACAAGCCAGAGGUCUAAAAAGGACGAGCGCUCCUUUUUAGCACACAGUCAGUUGGGACUGACUGUUCUCCCUUUUGCUCCAGCGAUGAGUGCAUUUUGCAUCUCUAAAUUGAAGUAGUCAUUAUUUAAUUAUGAAUGUAAAUAGAGUGUUUGCAAAUUAAAAUUGAUGAAAUUUAUGUCUGCAAUAUAUUACAAUCACCAUGGCAAACCAGGGAAUGUGCAUAUACUUUUUCUUUGUAUGUUAAUAAUAAAUAUAUUUUAUUACCUUCAUAUUUUGUUGGCGUUUACCUGCACAUGUUUUUCUUUUAACAUUCCAAUUUCAGUCAGACUGUGUUGUUCAUCACCACUUUUUUUUUUUUUACCAUGUAGGACUUUCAUACUACAUCAAAACAACAUUCUUAAUUCUUAUAAAAUACGUUGUUGUUCUGUCUUGCCUAGUGAUAUUUGUCAAAGAAGCAUUGCGUUCUAAAACUUUUGUUCCAAAGUGAUACUGAUUUUCUUUUGACACAGAAGCCUGUGCCACCAUUUCUGUGUGGAUGACAAUAACAAUUGCCAAAAUUACAGCGUGAUCAUAUUCAGUUGAAACUGAAUCGCUAGUUGCUGGAAGAAAACAAGUUGAGAAGAACAAUAAUUGAGACACAGCUUGUUGCGGCCUUGCAGAUGGACUGAAAGAGUGGAGUUAAAGGCUCUUUGCACUGGAAUGUCCUAGUACUUAUUGCUUCAUUCACAGAUCAGAGGUCAGUAGUAGAGAGAUGCUGUAGUGAAGCUCACAACAAUCGUGUUUGCUAGCUUUAUCACAUUUCCAAUUUUGUACAACAGCAGCUUCACCCAACUUUGAUAUUUAUAUUUAUUCAUUAACUCAUUAGAUUGUGCCCCAAGGUUGCUCAUACAGCAACAAGUUUCAAUCCCUAAUGGAUGCAGGAGUAGUUGAUAUUUAUUGAGCAUAUUUACUUUGCACCAGAAAUCUGAAGAUCGAAAUCUUCAAAUGCAAAUAUACUGAACAACUAUGAACAAGUAAUCAAUAUUAACAGCAAUAAACUGGAAUGAGCUUCAUUCAUAUACGUGUUGAAAAGGCGCUUCACGUUGAACUUCAGUAGCAUAAAAAGUGGAGGUAUGUCAUACUGCAGUUAUCAUAUUUAAGAGUUUGAGGUUGUCAGAGUGCCUCAGUUUUGAAUGCAGGUUAAAAAAAAAAAAACACACAUUACGACUCAUAAAUAACCAGUUUUCUGUGUUGAUAUGAGAAAUAAAGAAAGCGUGAUGCAGAUUUCCAUCUACACAAGUAAAGUAGAAUCCGCCUGUACAGACAACUACAACACUCAAGCAAUCUCCGAGCACUGUGAGUGAUGUCAGCUGGUUUUGGGCGACACAGGGUUUUCAUGUUUUGCCUUCUGUCUCUUAUUGGAACAAUGACCAUGUAUAGACACAUUUCUCUUCAUGUUGUGUUCUUCUGUCAUUGGCCUUCGCCAAGUGAGAACCACGGGCUCCGACAACAAAUCCGUCUCCUUCGACCGUCCUCAUGCAUGUCCACCUCAUCCACGUCUGUAAUCUUCUCUUUAGCCAAAUGUAGAUUUUGUCCACAACGCAGCAUGAACAUGACUUCUAUGGGAGUGGCUGCAAUAUUGUUCAAGAAAUUCCAUUAUGUUGUUAAUUAUUUGAGUUGAUUUAUUACUUUUUUGAUGCAUCUUUUUAACAAUAAAA
Synchiropus splendidus (mandarinfish) is the source of this 8001-nucleotide messenger RNA. It is a transcript of the gene lrrc8ab, whose product is annotated as leucine rich repeat containing 8 VRAC subunit Ab. The transcript has 4 exons. Lineage: Eukaryota; Metazoa; Chordata; Actinopteri; Syngnathiformes; Callionymidae. Gene Ontology annotation, molecular function: protein binding. The record is from RefSeq and is a predicted model, not a curated record. The coding region runs from base 2457 to 4844 and encodes 795 amino acids.